Molecule: messenger RNA, 1613 nt
Organism: Anopheles coluzzii
Lineage: Eukaryota; Metazoa; Arthropoda; Insecta; Diptera; Culicidae
Exons: 2
Coding region: 106-1446 (446 amino acids)
Source: RefSeq, a predicted model, not a curated record
GCUCAGUACUGAUUUGGUCGUCGCAGUGUGAGCAAUCGUACCAGCAUCGCCGUUCGUGAAGCAUCAAUUUGCCAUUUGGUGACAUCACUGGAGCUUGGAAAAGCCAUGGCAGAUCAAGCACUCUCGUCAGCCAUCGCGGAAACGUCCACCACCACCACCACCAACGGACAUGGUGAAGAACGUACCGAAAGUGUGAGCGAACAAGUGCCGGAAUUACCCGCCUAUCUGCACGCCGCGCUCAAGCAGCUCGCCCCAAAGGAAGGCUUCACGGAGGGCAACUUUACGAUCGAGUUCGAUUUCGGAUCGAGCAAGGGCGAUGGGUUCGUGGGACAGAUGUUCAAGGCCACCAUCAGCGAGGGCGACAGGCGGGAAGUGUACUUGUGCAAAAUACCCCCACUGGACGAUGCUCGCCGCGAGCAGUUCAGCUCGAUGGCUGCCUUUGCCCGGGAGGUGCUGGUGUACGAUCGCUUCCUCCCUACCAUCUACGAGUACCAGCGAGCGAAGGGCAUCCUGAGCCGGGAUGAUGGGUUUUUCCAUACGCCCCGCUGCUACCAUGCGCACUGCGAUGAGACGGCCCAGGAAUCGGUCAUCAUCAUGGAGGAUCUUCGAUUGCGCGAGUUUCAGCUGUGGAACAAGCACAACAUUAUCGAUUACGCGCACGGCACGCUCUUUAUGACACACCUCGGUCGAUUGCAUGCGAUUUCGCUGGCGAUGAAGCGUGACCAGCCGGAGAGGUUCGCACCGUUCAAGCUGCCGAACCCGUUCGAUCCGAUGCUGAAGGCGGACGGACCGUUUCGAAACAUGAUCCUCUCGCAGCUGCAGAUGGUAAUCGAUGCGCUGCGCGAGCAGGACACGAUCGAGCGGGCCAAGAUGGAGCAGCUAAAGGAGGACGUGUUCGACGAGCUUGCGCGCUGCGGCAAGGCUGAAUUGGCCGAACCGUACGCGGUGGUAGGACAUGGCGACUGCUGGACCAACAACAUGAUGUUCCGAUAUGAGGAGGGAAUCCCGAAGGAAAUCGUGCUGUUCGAUUGGCAGGUGAUGCGCUACGUUACGCCCGUGCAGGACCUGAUGUACUUUAUCUUUUGCUGCACCGAUGGCGAGUUCCGGCGCAAAUAUUAUCACGAAAUGAUUGACAUCUACUAUGACUCGUUGUCGACCAUGUUAACCAAGUUGCAGCAUGACGCGAGUGAGCUUUUCCCCCGUGCAGUGCUCGACGAACAGUUGCUCGUCUUUGGUCGGUAUGGGAUAUUGAUGGGCAUGUUCCUGGUGCCGAUGAUGUGCACUCGCAACGACGAACUGCCCGACAUUGAAGCGUUGGCACAGAAGAUGACGGAAACGCAGCAGCUGGAUGAAAGUUUCUUCAAAACUACUGAAUCCAACCAGGAAGCGUAUGCCACACGCAUCAGGGCCGUGGUUCAAGAUUCCAUACGGUAUGGAUAUUUGUGAGCGUAAAUGUGGCGUACAAGCGUCGUUGGUUUGAGACAACUACGUAAAUCUACGCACAGCACCAGAGAUUGAAUAUUCCUUUCGUGAUUCGAAGAACUCUUCAUUAAAGAUCCAUAUGAAUGAACCUUCUCAAAUGAUCGAUCAUAAAGUAUAACAGCACUCACUCA